Molecule: messenger RNA, 8219 nt
Organism: Acipenser ruthenus (sterlet)
Lineage: Eukaryota; Metazoa; Chordata; Actinopteri; Acipenseriformes; Acipenseridae
Product: mannosyl-oligosaccharide 1,2-alpha-mannosidase IC-like
Exons: 12
Coding region: 1015-2982 (655 amino acids)
Biological process (GO): carbohydrate metabolic process; N-glycan processing
Cellular component (GO): extracellular exosome; Golgi membrane; endoplasmic reticulum
Molecular function (GO): calcium ion binding; mannosyl-oligosaccharide 1,2-alpha-mannosidase activity
Source: RefSeq, a predicted model, not a curated record
UUAUAAAGCAAUCAUUCUGUGGUCCUGCCCAGCGAGGUUGACAACGUUGUACGUUUCACCCAAUUUUUCAGCGUUUAUGAUGAGGCUACAGAGGAAAAGAAACACAGCAUAAUUUGAUAGAGGUUGCAAUACGCUGAUUUUCACUGGUCUUUACUGGGUUGCAUUUUUUUAAAGCUCCACGCUUGCCUGUUUGGAAUAAACCGGGUGUUUGCAGCUCGCUGAAACUGUCUGGAGUUUUUCCCCGUUUUGUCAAAAAGAGAACCUAGACAUUUUUUUAGUAGUGUGACAGACUGCAGGCAACUUGGAUUCGCGAAACCGCGUUUUUACGAGUUAUUGUACAUCUUGGGGAUAAAAAAAGAAACUAGGGUGCUUUUUUGAAGAAGAGAGGACAAGUCCAGCUGUGCACAAAUUGCAGAGCUACUGAACUGUGCAGGAACCAUAGAUCAAGGCGACGCUGGAGAUACCCAUAUCCGCCGAUAAAUGACUAUUUAUACUUCAGUAUAGUAAGUAACGGGAAGAAAGUUUAUAUGCCUUUUAAACGUUCUCUUGCAUGGUAAUUGAAUGGAUUAGGAAAUGUCUUUUCAAUAGAAGAAAAAAAAAAAAACUCUGAACAUCCCGAAGUUACACAACUACUGGUGUUCCAAAUUUAGAAAUAUAAUGUGUUAGCCCGAUUCAUUCGUAAGAUUAUUAAGUUGACCAAUUUCACGUUAAGAAUUGAUUGACUACGUUUUCACUGCAUUUAUGUACGUCACGAUUCGUAUUUUUGUACAUUUGUAAUGACAAACCUUUUUUAUAUUCAUUUUUUUAAAUGUAAAAUGGAAUCGCAACACAACUAGUAGUUUUCUUAAAGUUGGACUGUACAGUAUGACGUAAGUGUUGUUUAGUGUCAUUUCAAACAAAUCAACAUUCCUUUUUUGAAAAAAAUAAAUAAAUAAUGCUUGAGUGACCUGCACGGCAUCAACUUUAUUUUAUAAGCAGAAAGUAAAAUUAAGAAAAAAGGGAAUAAGCGACACAAUGUUUUUCCGAAAGUUGCCCGGCGUGUCAGCAUCUGGAAUGGGACUCCGUCUGUCUCAGAAAUUUAUAUUUUUACUCUUUUUAUCGGGACUGGUAACACUUUGUUUCGGAGCUCUUUUCUUUUUACCCGAUUCGGCCCGUAUAAAACGGAUUUUCUUACCCAGGGCAGAGAGCCAAACGCCAGCUGUGGAGCCAGACACGACUGCCAAACAGCACAGUAAAAAGAGCGAUAAAAGCCACGACCAUUUCAAAGAAAAUACCCCGGCUGAGGCGGUGACCAGUUCAAAAAUCAAAGCCAUCAGUCAGAAAUCGUCCCCGACAAGUGAGAAAAAAGAUGCAGAGAAAGUAACUGUUAAAAAACAGGAGGAUCAAAAUGAGUCGAAGCGGCCACCGCCAGUCAAGCCUCGGUUUGCGGUGAGCAAACCAGUCGAGCAGGAGAUGGAAAGAAGGACGGUGUCGUCCAAGAAGGGCAAACACGGAUCCCCGUUUGAUUAUGAGAAGUUUCGACAAUGCCUGCAAAAACCGAUCCUGGGGGUUGAGAAUGGACAACCAAGUGAUCCCCAGACUCGGGAGAGGAGGGAGAAAGUCAAAGAGAUGAUGAAGUUUUCCUGGGAUAACUAUAAGACCUAUGCCUGGGGAAAAAAUGAACUGCAGCCACUGACAAGAAGUGGACACAUUGGGAACAUGUUUGGGGGACUCAGAGGAGCCUCCAUCGUGGAUUCACUUGAUACCCUGUACAUCAUGGGGAUGCUGGAGGAGUUUGAAGAAGCUAAAAGCUGGGUGGAGAAAGAGCUUGAUAUGAAUUCGAACGGAGAAGCGUCCCUGUUUGAAGUGAACAUCCGUUAUGUUGGUGGGCUGCUCUCAGCAUAUUACCUGACGGGGGAAGAGGUAUUCAAGAAAAAAGCAAUUGAACUGGGAGAAAAACUGCUGCCUGUGUUUAACACACCCACCGGUAUCCCUCGCGGUGUCAUUAACCUUGGCAGCGGCACAAGUUGGAGUUGGGGAUGGGCCUCUGCAGGAAGUAGUAUUUUGGCUGAAUUUGGCACUUUGCACCUUGAGUUUGUUCACCUUACUGAAGUAACUGGAAACCCAACAUACAGUGAGAAGGUGAUGAAUAUCCGCAACGUCCUAAACAAAAUUGAAAAGCCUCAUGGACUGUACCCCAACUUCCUGAGUCCUGUGACCGGAAACUGGGUUCAACACCAUGUCUCCAUAGGGGGACUAGGGGACAGUUUCUAUGAGUAUUUGAUCAAAUCCUAUCUGAUGUCAGACAAGAGAGAUGAACAAGCCAAGAAGAUGUAUUAUGAUGCUUUGGAGGCUAUAGAAACCAAUCUGGUGCAGAAGUCUCCCGGGGGGCUCACAUACAUUGCGGAGUGGAGAGGUGGGGUACUGGAUCACAAGAUGGGUCAUCUGGCAUGCUUCUCGGGGGGAAUGAUCGGGAUUGGAGCCGAUGAUGGAGAACCGGAGCAACGAAAACACCACAUGGACCUGGCAGCCGAGAUUACUCACACAUGCCAUGAGUCUUAUGCACGCACAGCUACCAAACUGGGCCCAGAAGCAUUCCGUUUUGAUAGUGGUGUGGAAGCCACAGCUACGAGAAUGAGCGACAGAUACUACAUCCUGAGGCCUGAGGUUGUGGAGAGCUACAUGUACAUGUGGAGACUAACCCAUGACCCCAAGUACAGGGAGUGGGGCUGGGAAGCCAUACAGGCGUUGGAGAAGUACUGCCGUGUUGAUAAAGGCUUCACUGGAAUAAGAGAUGUGUACACAACAUCACCAAGUCCUGACAACAUGCAACAGAGCUUCUUUUUAGCAGAAACAUUGAAGUAUCUGUAUCUGCUGUUCUCUGACGAUGACCUACUCCCUCUGGAUGACUGGGUGUUCAACACUGAGGCUCACCCGCUGCCAGUGAUCCGCACCGAGUGCAUGCAGGGGGGUGAAGCCGGCAAGAUCCAACAGCAGGAAUAGCACAACUUAUUCUGAAAGAGGAAAUAAGCCUUUGACCAGUCCAUUGGGUUGAUAUGCAUUUCCUUUCCAGUAAAGGAUGUUGUCAUGACGUUGUGGUCGUAUUUGUGAGCCGGGACCGUCCCCAUAUGGGGGACAGACGGCGUUUCCGUGGACAAUCAGACAUUUAAUGAGAACUUUCUUUUUUUUCCUCUGUGAGGAGACCUAUAGUGACCCACAACAAGGGUCGCUGAAUCAUGGGCCAUAUUGUGAAAGAGUCAUUGUCAUUGUCUCAUUUGUUUGUUUUUUAAAGGUCUUCUGUCUGUAUCUUUCUAUAGAGUACUAUUAGACCAAAGGAUGUUGUUUCCCGUUAUAAUCCCACAUGGUUUAUUUUUUUAAAAAGUAUUUUUAAAUGUUUUUGUUUUCGCUGUUAAAAGCUGUUUUAGUUGAGUAAUUGAAUAUUAUUCCGUUUUUGAGUUAGACAAAUCUAGAUAAAGCAAAGCUCUAUUCCUUUUUACUCUGUGUCUCUGAUACAGUUAUCAAAUUUGUCCCCGUUUAGGAAAGCUUGACCCUCUGUCACAUUUACAUGCAGCUUGUUUUCUGUUUCAUUUACUAUGCGGUAAUUGUUUAUUUAGCAAAUUAUGUAAACGUUUUCAGCCAUCUUAGCAAAUAUUCAGCCUGCCACUUACAAGCAUUCACAAAACAGCACCACGUGGAUGCAAGGCAUUCAGACAACUUAUUGUGUUCUCUGGGCCCUGAUUACAGAACCUGAUAGGCAUGAAGUAAUUAAAAUUAGCCUCAUGGAAAGACACUAGAAGGGCAAAUGUGAAAUUGUUUCAGAUAGUCAGAGUGUGCCACUGGUAUGCAUAUUAACUCAGACACAAGAUACAGACGAGGUGUGAAUGUGUAACAAGGCUGUUUUAAAAGGCGUUGAGAUAACGGGAGCAAGUUUGUGGUCCUGUUUGCUGUAAAUAAUGAGAGAGAGAGAGAGAGAGAGAGAGAGAGAGAGAGAGAGAGAGAGAGAGGGGUCGCUUUCCACAGUUUCCUGAAACGAUGAUGAGUUUUACGUUCAGUGGUUUUAUUUUCUCAGGUGUGUUAAAAGGUUAAAGUUCUUUUUUUAUGCUAUUAUCAAUCCUGUAUUCAUGUUUUGAAUACUGGGUUUGCUGUGAGCACCCGUUGAAUGCUUUUUCUGAAAUUUCACUCUGCUUCUUUUGCAGUAUGUAUUGCUUGAUACUUUUCAGUCCAAUUCCAAACCGUUCAUAGUAGCUGCAACAUUAACGUGAAACAACAUAUUAUUGCAUAGCUACUGCAAGGUGACUUACUGUAUCGUGGCGUGCAUUAUUUAAUUACCAUAGGUUUCUUACUGUGCAAUGUUUGCAGAGUUGGUGCAUCAGAAGUAGUUUUUGAUGCAGUAGCUCCGGUUUCUUAUUGAUUUGUUUUGAGUUUACAUUCUUGCAAUUUCUCUCUUCAUAACCCCUCCCUCUUGCUGUUCAUGAUACAUUCCAUGAUUUAUACUAGAUAUUAGCACAACAAUUUUUAGCGACUCAUAUUAAUUAACUUAAUAUGGGAUAAUAUAUCCCGCCUGGAACUGUGUAGUAAUAUGUUUUGUACUUGUGAAUGUUGCUAUAACGUUAUUCUAAUUAGUAGUAACUACUUUUCCGUUUCCAUCGUUCUAUGUACUAUGGGGGUUUACAGCUGUCACAUGACCCCUGUAUGAUAAUAGGCCUGCUCUAUUUCUUCUGUGGUUAAUGAACAGAGAUGUGUUCACUUACUUCACCUCGAAACCCACCAUGCAGCAUUUUCAAACAAACAAACAAAAAAAAAAUAUAUAUAUAUGAAAUGACUAUCAACAAAUCUAUCAUCUUUAUUUUUAAAAUUAACUUAAAAUAAUAAUAAAAAAAUAAUAAAAAAUGUAUGCCUUUUUGUUGUCGUUGUUGUUGCAUUCUUAGAACUCUUAAACCAGGGCAAAGGGUUUAGAGUGAUUGACUUUUUUCAUUUGAAAGAUAAAUACUGUAGUCGUGAGAUACAGUACCACCAAUUCAUUCCACUUGUUACCUGAGCCAGGACACCUGCUCCAUAUUUGCAGUACUGUGGUUUGGGUCACGUAUCAUCUUCAUGCACUCUGUUUACUGCGUGGAUUUGUGUUUUCGGUAACACUUUUAAAUCAUUCCGACUGAAUAACAUCUGAAUGUCUUAUGCAUUUCCUCUGAGUUAUUAAUUCAUGUGGAUUUAAUUUCCCCGUAUUCAUUCCAUGUUCCUUUGUAACAAAUGAUGACCACAUGUAUAAGACAGACAUUCAUGCAUAAAGUAACACUUCUCACAAUCCCCAGGUGGACAAGUAAGAGGGUAUAUUUUCUCAAAAUGCAAUUUCACUGCAAAAACGUUUUUUUUUUUUUUUUUUUUUUUUUUUAUGAAAUUGGGCUCAACAUAUAUCUUAUAUUUAAGCGUUCUGGCUGUCAGGUUUUAAAGUAGUCUAAAAUAGGGGCUAUGUCGGAUUUAAUGCACAACUUUGUAAAACUAAAAUCGACACUUAAUUUUUAAUUGCUACAUUUUCAGAAGAAACCUGGUUAAUACCUAAUUUAUACUUUUGUAUUCAGGAAUCAGGCUACAUCUGGUAAAAUCGCAACAUCAGAUCAUUUCCUUGUACUGAAUGAUAUUAAUUUGAUCUUAUUUUGUUAUUAUGCAUAGUGAUUAGAAAUGUGACUAUAGGUAUAUUCACUGGGGGCUUCCCACUGCAAAGUCCCACCUGCGAUGUGUACUUCACAGAAUUUCAAUUGUAUUAUUAAACUGAAGUGGACAUUAAGUACUCAUAAUUUGCUCUAAGGUGAUGUUAGAAACAUACAAUGCAUUAUUCUGCAAAAUGAACUGGGUAUUUGUUUGCCUAAUAGUCUCCUUGGCAUUGUGAAGUAUUGUUUAUAGCAAUAAAAGAAUCGAAAGGAUGAAUGUGAACAAAAAUGAUAUUAUAGGUUUACUACUGCUACACAAUUUGAAAAGAAAGAAAUAUCUAUAUAUAUAUUUUUGAUGCAUUAUGUUAUCAGUGCGUAUUUAUAGAAUAAGCUGUUGAGUAUUUUAGAUAUUGCAAAUAUAGUCUUAAAUAAUUAAACUAAGGAUUUAAUGAAAUCAAAACUAUAGCAUCAAUGGCUAUAACCAUUGUGGUGCAAUUGAGCCUUAUUUAUUAAAUCGUGGCCUAAAACUCGUUAAUAUAAUUGAAUUAAUACAGUAACUAUAGUGUACAACGAGGUGACAGUCUUCACAAUGGGGAAAAUCAGAGACAGUUGUCUCGAGGCACACUGUGAUAUAACAAGUCUUUUAGACUUUCCUUUAUUUAAGGAGAUGGAUAAAACAAGUUGGUUAGGUUCUUUUUGUUUUUACCAAAUCAGUCAUUCAGCGACUGUUGUCGCUAUGGACCCAUUGUGAUGUGUGUUUAUCCAAUCUGUACUGUGUCGUGUCAUCACAAGAUAACAGGAUUUAGAAUCCUAAUUACAGGGGGUGACAGGGAUAUUCCACUUGUCGUAUACUGAAGAUGGAUGUAUACAAUAUAUAUUCCUGGAGGGGAGGGGGCCGGUUCUAAUUGUUGUUGUCAUUCUGGUUGUCUCAUUUAAUAAAGGGUAAACCAUAGUACAAGAGUUGGCGCUGCAAACAAAAAUAAUGUAAUGUGUUAAGUGGCAUUAUCUGACACAAAAUACUGGAGGUUUGAGUUUAAAAUGCAACAGCUUAAAGGCCAUUUUUGCAAAGCAUGUGUUGAGCCUCAUUAAAAUCAGCAGAAAACAAUGUGGAGAUCUUAAUGCUGUGAGGAAGCACAAUUUCAAAGUCAAAUGUCAGGCGUACUACUGUACUCAAAUGAGACGUGUUGUCUUUUUUCUUCCCACGCUGAGAUUAUGUUAACAUUUCCAAUUAUGCAGCUUUGGAGGUAGGGGAAUAAUCAGUUUGCAAAAAUAGAUAGAUUUGCAGUUGCGCGCGAUGUUGGUUUGUCAAGGGUUUGUGAGUCGCACACACAGAAAUGAAAAGUAGCAAGGAACUCCAGUGGGAUGUGGAGCUAAAGCUUGAGCAGAAAAAGAAAGGAGGGAAAGGUCACUGUUAAAUAACUAGUGCUGGUAGAAGUAUUUCAAUAUCCCUACAAACAUUGCUUGAAAUUUAUUCCAAGGCUAAAGUUAGUGUUUGCCUGGAGUAGCGAUAAUUUUGCUUUAUAAGAAACUUUUCAGCUAAUCACCAUCAGUGUUAGGUGUCUCCUUGUUUUACCUGUAAAUAUAUUUGAUACCUUAUACAGUACACAUAUACACAAACACAGAGGCGUCAUUCGAGUUUUUUUUUUUUUGUUCAGUUGCAGAUUGGAACUACAGAUGGAAUCAGGUUAGGAAUCUAUGUUUUGAAAUUAGAACAAGAUGAGAUUGAGUUUAAAUGUGCCUGUGGAAAAGUGCCAAAAUAUUAACCUUUGAUUGUAAUUUCUAAAGAGAAUUUGAAUGAAUCCAUAAGGUCUGCCCAUUCAGAAACACAUCGUCUCUUAGUUUAAACACAGUAUGUCAGCACACUUUACGGUGCUGUUAUUAUGGUGCCUCAGCCAUACAAAACGUUCUGUGUUUGUGUGUGUGUGUGUGUGUGUGUGUGUGUGUGUGUGUGUGUGUGUGUGUGUGUGUCUGUGUAAGCGGCGGCCAUCUUGUGCGUUCAUUUUAGCUCAGUUUAAAAUGGCCGGGUUUUGGAAAUGACAAUACCAACCCUGACUGGGGCAGGAACACAAUGCUGUAUUACACCCUGAAGAGCACAACACCUUUCUGAAACACCUACGAGAAGCCCAGUCCAUAUUUUUUGUGUCAGCACCGAAUUAGCACAUCAGCUAAUUCCGCAAACUGCAUUGUGAAAGUGGUGGGAUUAUCAGAUCUAUUCACAAAUUAAAAAAAAAAAAAAAAAGUGUUCGACGACACCUAACGCAGCUAUAUAUUGCUAUCUAUUACUUUCAUCUUUGCAUACAUUAACUUUUUACAUAUUAUGUAAUGUAAUGUUUGUUUUGUAAUUUCCUAAUUAAGUAUUUUUGUGUUUUUAUUUCAGUGAACUGUGAACUGAAAUCACUGUGUUUUUUGAACCAUUAAUAUAUAGUUGCUUUGAAUACCAUGGAAUGGAGUAGCUAUUGUAAGGAGCAAAAAAUAUGAUUUUCAUUUCCUUCAUAAAUGUGACUUUUUUUAAAACAUAAAAAGACCAAAAUAUGUAUCAGAAUGAUUAUAUUGUAACUGCAUUUUUCUUUUCAAAAUAAAAUGCUUGAUAUAUUA